GCUUCCCGCCCACAUCCGCGCCACGCGGUACGAUCACCAGCGUCCGGGUACUCUGAUCCGACCAGGCGAAGAGCACCGCGCGCGAGGAUCCGCAAUUCCACGCGCGCCAUGGACACGCCGCAGCUUCUCCUCGGCGCGCUCCUCGUCCUCCUCCCCGCCGCCCUGCUGCUCCUCCGCGCUAGGGGCAGACGCCCACGCCUCCCGCCGGGCCCGCCGUCAAUGCCACUCCUCGGCAGCGUGGUGUGGCUGACCAAUUCGCCCGCGGAGGUGGAGCCCCUGCUGCGGCGCCUCUUCGAGCGGCACGGCCCCGUCGUGUCCCUGCGCAUCGGGGCGCGGCUAUCCGUCUUCGUCGCGGACCGACGCCUCGCGCACGCAGCGCUCGUGGAGCGCGGCGCGGCGCUGGCCGACCGCCCGUCGCUCGCGUCAGUCAGGCUCCUCGGCGAGAACGACAACACCAUCACGCGCGCCAGCUACGGGCCUGUGUGGCGCCUCCUGCGCCGCAACCUCGUCGCCGAGACGCUGCACCCGUCGCGGAUGAGGCUGUUAGCGCCCGCGCGGGCCUGGGUGCGCCGCGUGCUCGUCGAGAAGCUGGGGGAGUCCGGGCCCGACGCGCCGACCCGCGUCGUGGAGACGUUCCACUACGCCAUGUUCUGCCUACUCGUGCUCAUGUGCUUCGGCGAGCGCCUCGACGAUCCCGGGGUGCGCGCGAUAGCCGCCGCGCAGCGCGAGUCGCUCAUCUACCUCUCCAAGAACAUGCCCGUCUUCGCCUUCUUCCCGUCCGUCACCAAGCACCUUUUCCGCUCGCGAUUGGACAAGGCGCUGGCGCUGCGGCGGCGCCUCAAGGAGCUCUUCCUGCCGCUCAUCAACGCGCGCCGGGAGUACAAGAAGCGGGGCGGCGAGCCGAGGAAAGAGACGACGUUCGAGCACUCGUACGUGGACACCCUGCUCGACAUCAAGCUUCCCGAGGACGGCGACCGCCCGCUCACCGACGACGAGAUGAGCAUCCUCUGCUCUGAGUUCCUCAACGCCGGGACAGACACCACGUCUACCGGUCUGCAGUGGAUCAUGGCUGAGCUGGUCAAGAACCCGACCAUCCAGGACAAGCUCUACAGCGAGAUCAAAGCCACCACCGGAGACGACAAGGAGGAGGUAUCGGAGGAGGACGUCCACAAGAUGCCGUACCUCAAGGCGGUGAUCCUCGAAGGCCUGCGCAAGCACCCGCCGGGCCACUUCGUGCUGCCACACAAGGCGGCGGAGGACAUGGAGCUCGGCGGGUACCUGAUCCCCAAGGGCGCGACAGUGAACUUCAUGGUGGCUGAGAUGGGCAGGGACGAGAGGGAGUGGAAGAACCCGAUGGAGUUCUCGCCGGAACGGUUCUUGCCCGGCGGCGACGGCGAUGGCGUGGACGUGACGGGCACCAAGGGGAUCAAGAUGAUGCCGUUCGGCGUCGGACGCAGGAUCUGCGCGGGGCUCGGCAUCGCCAUGCUGCACCUUGAGUACUUUGUGGCCAACAUGGUGCGGGAGUUCGAGUGGCAGGAGGUUCCCGGCGACGAGGUGGACUUCGCCGAGAAGAGCGAGUUCACCAUCGUCAUGAAGAAGCCGCUUCGCCCGCGCCUGGUGCCCAGGAGAAUUCAGAGUACUGCUUCUACUUACUAGUUGUCCAGAAUUACAAUUCAUUAAUAAAGCGAUUCUAAUAUUUCUUGCCUUGGGAUGUAAAUGAAGAUUCAGAGUUCUUCGCUAGUUGUCUAGAAAUGCAAUUCAUCAAUCGUCAGCAGAUAGAUUGUAAUUGUUUCCAGCUUGGUUUCAUCUUCAUGUGGGUUGUGGAUGACUUGUGAAUGGCUGGAAAUUACUAGCGAAACUAAUUAGAAUAACAGAGCUGUUCCUGGAUAACUGAAUUGUUCAUGCCUUGUGUCUUCAGUUAAUCUUGAUUUACUAUUUCCGUGUUGAGCAAUGAGAAGUUUGUAGCAGCUCUGAAAGGUCGUGUAUGUGGAUUAAAUUUCCAGUUAGCAAGCAGAUUCCUUGGUUUCACUAG
This is a messenger RNA of Phragmites australis (common reed), 2032 nucleotides long. Its product is annotated as cytochrome P450 89A2-like. The transcript has a single exon. The record is from RefSeq and is a predicted model, not a curated record. Bases 109 to 1656 code for a protein of 515 amino acids. Gene Ontology annotation, cellular component: membrane. Lineage: Eukaryota; Viridiplantae; Streptophyta; Magnoliopsida; Poales; Poaceae. Gene Ontology annotation, molecular function: iron ion binding; heme binding; oxidoreductase activity, acting on paired donors, with incorporation or reduction of molecular oxygen, NAD(P)H as one donor, and incorporation of one atom of oxygen.